Messenger RNA from Pezoporus occidentalis (night parrot), 7854 nucleotides. It is a transcript of the gene MYO18A, whose product is annotated as myosin XVIIIA. Gene Ontology annotation, molecular function: actin filament binding; ATP binding; cytoskeletal motor activity. The coding region runs from base 362 to 7708 and encodes 2448 amino acids. Gene Ontology annotation, cellular component: cytoplasm; myosin filament; myosin II complex. The record is from RefSeq and is a predicted model, not a curated record. The transcript has 48 exons. Gene Ontology annotation, biological process: actomyosin structure organization. Lineage: Eukaryota; Metazoa; Chordata; Aves; Psittaciformes; Psittacidae.
GGCUGCCCACCCUGCCACAUACUCCUGGUUGUCCUGCUUGGCUCAUCCCAUGGCGUGCUACAGGGAUUAGCUGGUGGCACUUAAAACGUGCUGUGACACCCAUGUGGUGACGUGCAGAUAGACAGAGCCCCCGUGGGAGUGGUGACGGGCUCGAUGUAGCAGCUCACUCAUUGCCUGCAUGCCUUGAGGGGACCAGGCAGGGUCCUUUCCUCUCCCACUUCUGGGGUUUGCCGUAACCAGGACAUAUCUCUGUGCUUCAGUCCCUGGGAAGCCUGGAAGGACACAUGUCCUCAUCCCUGGGGCUGCAACAGGCUGCAGAUUGGGGCUGUUUCUUGCUUUCCUGCCCCCCUGGCGUGGAGUGAUGAUCCCGAUGGCUUUUCCUGGUCCCUGUGGCUUUUCUGGCAGCGAGGCCCCACAAAGGGCUGAAACAGGCUCCUCUUGUUUGUGUGACCCUCAGGUCAAGGACGAGGACAAGUCUUUAGCUGUGAAAAGACCUGGGAAGGAGGAUGGGGCUUCAGAGAGCCCGAAGGAUGCGGCGCCUGCAGCCCCGAAUCCUGAGCCCCCGAAAGCUGAGCCCUCCGCAACUGAGCCCCCGAAGAGCCCGGAGCCACCCCCUGGGCACGGGAAGAGCCCGGAGCCGGUGCUGAAUGGUGCAGCCGUGAACGGGCUGGAGGGCCCGGCCACCGAGGCACAAGGGGAUGAUGAGCAGGGGCUGUCCCGCCGCAGGGUGGUGCGGGUGGUGCGCAAGGUGGUGCGCAAGGUCCUGCCUGGGGAGGACGCCGGCAGUGCCAAGGAACCGGGGCGCGAUGCCAAAGGUCCUGAGCCAGUGCCCCCCCCGAGGAAGGAGGAGACGGGCCGAGCACCCGUCCCAGCUCCUCCUGCCCCACCGCCUCCCCCCGCCGUGCCGGCAGCCCCCGCUAAGCCGGAGCCCAAGGAUGAGAUCUCAGCAGGGCUCAAAACCCUCAUGGCAAAGGGCAAAACCAAAGAGCACCGUCCACGGCUCCGGCCGGGGGACAGGCAGGAGAAGUCCCCCGAGCCGCCUGGGGGGGACGCGAAGCCGUCCCUGUCCCCCGGUGCUGAAGCCAAGCCGGAGCCGCUGGGGCAUCCUUCGGGAGGGAAAGCAGAGCCGGCAAAGGCAUCCGCUCUGAAACCCACCGCCCUGGAGAGGCACAAGAAGCAGCAGCCCAGCGAGAAGCGGCCGAUCCCCACAAAAACUGCCCCGGCGCCCCCUCAGCAGGCAGCUCCCAGCCCCGCAUCCCAGCUGAGCCCGUCAGAGGAGGCACAGCGCCGGCUGGAGAGGAUCUUCACCGCUACUCUGGACCCUGCCGCCCCGGCACCCAGCCAGGUACCGUACCCCUGUCCUCAGGAGCCCCCUGUUUCUACCAGCGACCCCCUGCCAUCCUCUGUGUGCCGCUGGGCUGGCGUCUGUGCCCGCGCCUCGUGCUGGAGCGGUCAAGCGGAUGAUGCCCCGGCAGCCCCCUUUGGCGCCGUCCCUGCUGCAGCUCAGGCAAAGACAGAGGAGCAGAUAGCAGCCGAGGAGGCCUGGUAUGAGACCGAGAAGGUGUGGCUGGUGCACAGGGAUGGCUUCUCCUUGGGCAGCCAACUACGGCCAGAGGACGGCAGCCCCCUGCCUGAGGGCAAGGUGAAGGUGAAGCUGGACCACGAUGGAGCCAUCCUGGAGGUGGAGGAGGACGAUGUGGAGAAGGCGAACCCCCCGUCCUGUGACCGUGCUGAGGACCUCGCCAGCCUCCUCUACCUCAACGAGUCCAGCGUUCUGCACACGCUGCGGCAGCGUUACGGCGGCAACCUCCUGCACACCUACGCCGGCCCCACCAUGGUCAUCAUCAACCCGCUGAGCUCCCCAUCCAUGUACUCCGAGAAGGUCAUGCACAUGUUCAAAGGGUGCCGCAGGGAGGACACGUCCCCGCACAUCUACGCGGUGGCUCAGGCUGCCUACCGCAGCAUGCUCAUGAGCCGCCAGGACCAGGCUGUGGUGCUGCUGGGUGCCAGCGGCAGCGGCAAAACCACCAACUGCCAGCACCUCGUCCAGUACCUCGCCACCAUCGCCGGCAGCACCGGGAAGGUCUUCUCCGCGGAGAAGUGGCAGGCUCUCUACACCGUCCUGGAGGCUUUUGGCAAUAGCAGCACCGGCAUGAAUGGCAACGCCACUCGCUUCUCACAGAUCAUCUCUCUGGACUUCGACCAGGCUGGGCAGGUGGCAUCUGCCUCUGUACAGACGCUGCUGCUGGAGAAGCUGCGUGUCGCCAAGCGCCCGGCCAACGAGGCCACCUUCAAUGUCUUCUAUUACCUGCUGGCCUGCUCUGACAGUGCCCUGAGGACCGAGCUUCACUUCAACCACCUGGCAGAGAACAACGUCUUUGGCAUCACACCCCUCUCCAAGCCAGAGGAAAAGCAGAAGGCGACCCAGCAGUUCAACAAGCUGCAGGCUGCCAUGAAGGUGAUGGGCAUCGCCAGUGAUGAGCAGAAAGCCUUCUGGCUCGUCCUCGGUGCCAUUUAUCACCUGGGGGCUGCCGGGGCCACGAAAGAGCCGCUGGCAGAUGGAGCCGACGCCGACGAAGCCGGGAGGAAGCAGUUUGCAAGGCACGAGUGGGCUCAGAAAGCUGCCUAUCUGCUGGGCUGCAGCCUGGAGGAGCUCUCCUCCUCCAUCUUCAAGCACCAGCCCAAGGGCACCCUGCAGAGAUCCACCUCCUUCCGGCAGGGCCCCGACGAGCCACCCCUGGGCGAGAGCAGCACAGGUCCCAAGCUGACAGCACUGGAGUGCCUGGAGGGCAUGGCAGCCGGCUUGUACUCUGAGCUCUUCACCCUCCUCAUCUCCCUCCUCAACAGGGCACUGAAGUCAAGCCAGCACUCGGUGUGCUCGGUGACGGUGGUGGACACCCCCGGGGCACAGAACCCGGAGCUGUCAGGGCAGAGCCGAGGGGCCACCUUCGAGGAGCUGUGCCACAACUAUGCCCAGGAGCGCCUGCAGCUCCUGUUCCACCAGCGCACCUUCGCCCGCGAGCUGGAGCGCUACAAGGAGGAGAACAUAGAGCUUGCCCUGGCUGAUGCUGAGCCCAGCUCUUCUGGCUCUGUCGCUGCCGUAGACCAGCCCUCGCACCAGGCACUGGUCCGGUCACUGGCACGCACGGACGAGGCACGAGGGCUGCUGUGGCUGCUGGAGGAGGAGGCUCUGCAGCCGGGCGGCAAUGAGGACACCUUGUUGGAGCGGCUCUUUUCCUACUACGGCCCCCAGGAAGGAGGCAAGAAAGGACACAACCCGCUGCUCCCCAGUGACAAGCCCCGGCACUUCCUCCUGGGGCACAGCUCGGGGACCAACUGGGUUGAGUACGAUGCCACGGGCUGGCUCAACUAUGUCAAGCACAACCCAGCCACCCAAAACGCCUCCAUCCUGCUGCAGGAGUCGCAGAAGAAGGUCAUCAGCAGCCUGUUUGCCGGCCGUGGUGGGUCAGCGCUGGUGCUGUCGGGCUCGGUGGCAGGGUUGGAAGGGGGGUCCCAGCUCGCCCUGCGCCGCGCCACCAGCAUGCGCAAGACCUUCACCACCGGCGUGGCCGCCGUCAAGAAGAAGUCCCUCUGCAUCCAGAUCAAGCUGCAAGUGGACGCCCUCAUCGACAGCAUCAAGAAGUCCAAGCUGCACUUUGUGCACUGCUUCCUGCCCAAGGCGGCGGGGGGCGGCGGGGACCCCCGUGCCGGGCCGUGCCGGCGGGUGAGCGGCAGCGAGCUGGAGCUGCCCGCGGAGCACUGCGAGGCCGGGCUCAUGCAGCUCGACGUGCCCCUGCUGCGCGCCCAGCUCCGCGGCUCCCGCCUGCUCGAUGCCCUCCGCAUGUACCGCCAAGGGUACCCUGACCACAUGGUGUUUGCGGAGUUCAGGCGGCGCUUUGACGUCCUGGCCCCUCACCUGACCAAGAAGCACGGGCGCAACUACAUCGUGGUGGAUGAGAAGCGGGCAGUGGAGGAGCUCCUGGAGUCGCUGGACCUGGAGAAGAGCAGCUACCACAUGGGUCUGAGCCGGGUGUUUUUCCGGGCUGGAUCGCUGGCCAGGCUGGAGGAGCAGCGGGAUACGCAGACCAGCAGGAACAUCACCCUCUUCCAGGCAGCUUGCAGGGGUUUCCUGGCACGGCAGCAGUUCAAGAAGAGGAAGAUCCAGGAUUUGGCCAUCCGGUGCGUGCAGAAGAACAUCAAGAAGAACAAGGGGGUGAAGGACUGGCCCUGGUGGAAGCUCUUCACGACGGUGCGGCCCCUCAUCGAGGUGCAGCUCACUGAGGACCAGAUCCGUGGCAAAGACGAAGAGAUCCAGCAGCUGAAGAGCAAGCUCGACAAGGUGGAGAAGGAGAGAAACGAGCUGCGGCUCAACAGCGACCGCCUGGAGAGCAGGAUCACGGAGCUGACAUCGGAGCUGACGGACGAGCGGAACACUGGAGAGUCAGCUUCCCAGCUGCUGGACGCCGAGACAGCCGAGAGGCUGCGGGCAGAGAAGGAGAUGAAGGACUUGCAGGCUAAGUACGAUGCUCUGAAGAAGCAGAUGGAGUCGAUGGAGAUGGAGGUGAUGGAAGCUCGGCUCAUCCGGGCGGCAGAGCUCAAUGGGGAGCUGGAUGAUGAUGAUUCUGGUGGCGAAUGGCGGCUGAAAUACGAGCGUGCGGUGCGGGAGAUCGACUUCACCAAGAAACGGCUGCAGCAGGAGCUGGAGGACAAGCUGGAGGUGGAGCAGCAGGGCAAGAGGCAGCUGGAGAGGAAGCUGACAGACCUGCAGGCGGACAGCGAGGAGAGCCAGCGGGUGCUGCAGCAGCUGAAGAAGAAGUGCCAGCGCCUGGCUGCGGAGCUGCAGGACACCAAACUGCACCUCGAGGGCCAGCAGGGACGGAACCACGACCUGGAGAAGAAGCAGCGGAGGUUUGAUAGCGAGCUCUCGCAGGCGCACGAGGAGGCACAACGGGAGAGGCUGCAAAGGGAGAAGCUGAGCCGCGAGAAGGACGUGCUGGUGGCCGAGGUCUUUGGCCUCAAGCAGUUGCUGGAGGACAAGGACUCGGACAUCGCAGGGCUGACACAGAAGGCAGAGGCGCUGGAGGCUGAGCUGCAGGACAUCUCCUCCCAGGAGUCAAAGGAUGAAGCCUCCCUGGCCAAGGUGAAGAAGCAGCUGAGGGACCUGGAGGCGAAGGUCAAAGACCAGGAGGAGGAACUGGAUGAGCAGGCUGGGACCAUCCAGAUGCUGGAGCAGGCCAAGCUGCGGCUGGAGAUGGAGAUGGAGCGGCUACGGCAGACCCAUGCCAAGGAGGUGGAGAGCCGCGACGAGGAGGUGGAGGAGAUUCGGCAGUCGUGCCAGAAGAAGCUGAAGCAGAUGGAGGUGCAGCUGGAGGAGGAGUACGAGGACAAGCAGAAAGUGCUGAGAGAGAAACGGGAGCUGGAGAGCAAGUUAUCUGCUGUCAGUGAGCAGGCCAACCAGCGGGACUUCGAGACGGAGAAGCGCCUGCGCCGGGACCUGAAGAGGACGAAGGCGCUGCUGGCCGAUGCACAGAUCAUGCUGGACCACCUGAAGAACAACGCGCCCAGCAAGAGGGAGAUCGCCCAGCUCAAGAACCAGCUGGAGGAGUCGGAGUUCACGUGCGCGGCCGCCGUCAAGGCCCGCAAGUCCAUGGAGGUGGAGAUCGAAGACCUUCACCUGCAGAUCGAUGACCUCUCCAAGGCCAAGGCAGCGCUGGAGGAGCAGCUGAGCCGGCUGCAGCGGGAGAAGAACGAGGUGCAGAGUCGGCUGGAGGAGGACCAGGAGGACAUGAAUGAGCUGAUGAAGAAGCACAAGGCGGCUGUGGCUCAGGCAUCCCGGGACCUGGCGCAGAUGAGCGACCUCCAGGCACAGCUGGAGGAGGUCAGCAAGGAGAAGCAGGAACUGCAGGAGAAGCUGCAAGGCCUGCAGAGCCAGCUGGAAUUCCUGGAGCAAUCCAUGGUGGAUAAGUCGCUGGUGAGCCGGCAAGAGGCCAAGAUCCGUGAGCUGGAGACCAGGCUGGAGUUCGAGCGGACGCAAGUCAAGCGCCUGGAGAGCCUGGCCACACGGCUGAAGGAGAACAUGGAGAAGCUGACGGAGGAGCGGGAUCAGCGCGCAGCUGCUGAGAACAGGGAGAAGGAGCAGAACAAGCGGCUGCAGCGGCAGCUUCGCGAUGUCAAGGAGGAGAUGGGCGAGCUGGCCAAGAAGGAGGCAGAGGCCAGCCGCAAGAAGCAUGAACUGGAGAUGGACCUGGAGAGCCUGGAAGCCGCCAACCAGAGCCUGCAGUCGGACCUGAAGCUGGCCUUCAAGCGCAUCGGGGACCUGCAGGCGGCCAUCGAGGAUGAGAUGGAGAGUGACAGCAAUGAGGACCUCAUCAACAGUUUGCAGGACAUGGUGGCAAAGUAUCAGAAAAGAAAGAGUAAACUUGACGGUGACUCAGACGUGGACUCGGAGCUGGAGGAGCGCGUGGAUGGGGUGAAGUCCUGGCUCUCCAAGAACAAAGGCUCCUCCAAAGCACUCUCGGAUGACGGCAGCCUGAAGGGCAGCAGGUCAGCCCCACCGGAUGGUCCGGAGGGUGAGGAGCGCCCGGUGUCGGUGUUGAGCUGCCUCAGCUAUAGGAAGCGGCCGGGCCUCAAGGACUCUAUAGGUGGCCAUGGGGAUGAGCAGACGCUGUUCAGUGCCUUGGGAGAGCGGCCGCCUUCCCCCGAGCGUGCUGCUCGCAGGGCAGCCCGCAGCACCGAGCCCGAGGACCGGGCGGCUGUGAUCGCCCGCGCCUUCGCCGAUGCCAGCAGCCGGGCUCGCCAAGGGCUGGGCAAGCGCUGGUCCCUCUCUGCUGCCGAUGGAGACAAAGCCUCCGUCGCCUCUGCCCCGGUGAGCCGGGCGUCCUCAGCCUCCUGGCGCGGGAUGGAGGAUGAGGAGGCAGGGGAUGAGCGGUCCUCAGUGCUCAGCUUCGCCCUCUCCAGCCCUGGGAGCUUGAGGAGCCGGCGCGGGGGACCUGAAGGUCGCCCCGAGUCGCGGCUCUCCCUGGCCCGCAGCCGCAUGGAAGAGGCGGACGAGGGUUCCCGUGGGCAGCCCCCGCUGGGGCGCAGCUUCUCUGUGCCCCCCCGGCCCCGCAGCGCUGCCUCUGAAGAGGGGAGUCCCAGGGACGCCCGCCCCGUGGGGCACCGCUCCUACCUGGACCCCGACCUGGAAGCUGCCAUCCAGGAGGUGCUGAGCUACCGCCCGGUGCGGGCCCGGGGCUGCUCCAGCCCUGACGCUGACUCCGAUGACGGCCGCAGCGUGCGGAGCGUUCGGAGCGUGCGGAGCGCGGCCCCCUUGGGUGCUGCUGACCCCAAUCCCGGCAGCCUGCGCCGCUCCGCAUCCGCCCUCGACUUCUCCCGGCAUCACCGGCACCGGAGCAGCUCCUGCUCCUCUGAGGAAGAGGAGGAGCGGAAGAAGAAGAGCCGCUCCAAGAAGCGCUCCAAGAAGUCCAAGAAGAAAUCCAAGAAGAAGAAGAAGCAGGAGUCGUCAUCGUCCGAAUCGGAUUCCUCCUCCGAUUCGUCCUCCGGCUCCACCAGCUCCUACCGCAGCACCUCCAGUGUCAAGAAGGGCCCAAAGGCAGCGGGGGGUGAGGAGCAGGGACACCCCGGCCGGGGCAAGAAGGAGGAGAAGCAGAGGAAGAAGCAGGUGGACAGCCUGAUGAUGAAGUAUCUGUACCGGCCCGAGAGCGACUGAGGCAGGAGCCCCCCAAGUUCCCGGCACCAUUUCACCUACGACAGAUGGAAUGAGGAGCAGGACGCCGAGGAAAGCACCCGCCGCUCAUCCCACAGCUCCCCCAGCGAGGCCGAGAGCCGGGCUGCCGAGACCCCUGCCUAGAGCCC